UCCGCAGCUGCGGGCCUAAUGACUCAGCAAACCAGUUUGCAGCCUGAGCACCUUGCUUAAUCAGUGAGGGCUAGGCCAGGGUGCUAGUUACCUGCAAAAAAAAAAAAAAAAAAAAAAACGACAACGCUACGGCACUUACGCCACCCCGACAUCAUUCCACGACCUGCAGAACUUCGCGAAGCCGGCAUCAAGUUCAAAUUUAUAGCGGCCGGCCCGGGCAUCGGGGUUGUUACGCAGCCGGGACACCACAUGGUCCUUAACAUGACUGCUUCGCUCGCUGUGGCUAUUAAUCUGCUCCCGCCUGGCAGCCCCCUCUUUCCGGACGAGAAAAUUGAAGUUUGCACAGAGGACGGGAUGUUUGCGCUCGUAAAAGAGUUUCCGUCACACUUUGAAACUGUACAGCACAGAUUGCUACCGCUCCAAGCAACACCGGAGACACACCGGGAAACACAGCCGGCUCAGCGGACGCAACGAUCUGCUACCCUGCGCGGUGCAAAGCAAAAACCACCGAGCCUGGCAAGGGAUACAGGCAGAGAGCAGAAGACGGGCUACAAGCAGCAAAGCGAGACCUCCGAACUACGGAGGUCAUCAAGAACCAAACGCACUGCCGCCCCAGAUGAACCACCAUCCGACGAGCCCGGUAGCCACCAUGGUACAGCAUCUACGAGAUGCAGACGCCAUCGCACGGGGGUUUCGUCAGAGCUUCGAGGGAUGGUGGACGACUUCCGGGGUUAGAAGUCAAGGAAGCUGAUAUAAUCCGCGCAGCGGUUGAAUACUGCAGAUGGCGCUACGGUCCCAGCAGUCAGCUGGCUACUAUAGCUUUGUAUCAUGGAUGGCGUGGAUUAAGGCUAACAAGCUUCUUAGCAUUGAUAAGGAAAAGGCGGGACGACAGCGCAACGAUGAAGCCACGCUCAAAACGACGUAUUCAGACGUCGGCAGUACCUUGAAAUACCCUUUCAAAAAUCGUCUUACGGAAGCAGGAAAAUUGGAAGCUUUUGGGCCAUUUAUGGCAAUGCUUCCCUUCCAUGGGCACCUGGGCGACGGUCUAACAGUUCGGCACUAUGAAAGGGUUGCGCAGGGUGAUAUGCAAAAGCUGAAGGAGCAGUUGUCGAUGGGCAUUGGAUUCACAGUUCGAAAAGGUGGUGGAUGAGUUUUGACAUCUUAUCGGGGACGAAAAGAAUAUCCAAGGAGAGCUUGGGAAGAUGUCGAAGAGACAAAUUUGGGACGAUUAUCCCUGAAGCGCCAAGCGGAGCUGUUCCAAGCCCGGAAGGAGGAGUAGCAGCUCGCCUAGAAUGUUUUGCCGAAGGCAUUGGGGCGGCUAGCGUAGAAUGACAUUUCAAGCCUUACGUCAGCCCAGGCUGACGUGCUGACUAAUUAUUGCCACUGGGGUGCGAGGACCAGAUCAAUUGGCUACUGGACUUAAGAUUCUAAGGUAGGGAGGAAAAGGAAAAGGAAAACGGCUCGCCGAAAGCCUGAGGUGCCGCCUUUGUCCUCCGCCUUUAUCUAAUCUAAAGUGGGUCCACCUGGGACAGCCGUGAUCGU
This is a messenger RNA of Gaeumannomyces tritici R3-111a-1, 1542 nucleotides long. RefSeq lists its product as hypothetical. NCBI's taxonomy places the organism in Eukaryota, Fungi, Ascomycota, Sordariomycetes, Magnaporthales, Magnaporthaceae. The coding region runs from base 250 to 735 and encodes 161 amino acids. The record is from RefSeq and is a predicted model, not a curated record. The transcript has a single exon.